Ochotona princeps (American pika) is the source of this 1029-nucleotide messenger RNA. Its product is annotated as ret finger protein-like 4A. Gene Ontology annotation, molecular function: protein binding. The transcript is spliced from 4 exons. The record is from RefSeq and is a predicted model, not a curated record. NCBI's taxonomy places the organism in Eukaryota, Metazoa, Chordata, Mammalia, Lagomorpha, Ochotonidae. Bases 1 to 1029 code for a protein of 342 amino acids.
AUGUCCUCCAUGUACACCAUGGUCUACUGUCCAGCAUCCAUCCUCUACACUGAAGAGCACCAGUUCUCCCAAGUGCCCAUGGCCUCAGGCCAUGCAACCCAGGACCCACUGGACCCACCACCCCCAGGGCUCACAGACCUGGCCCCCACCAUGCAGAUCGCCGCCAUGGCCGAUCGCUUACGAACAGCAGCGAGCUGCCGCGCCUGUUAUAACCACCUGCAGGACCCGGUGACCCUCAAGUGCGGCUAUGUGUGCUGCAGGAGCUGCCUGGACACCCUGGAGAGGGAGCCUGGUGGGGACGGGAUCCUGUGUCCCAGCUGCCCUGAGGUCUCCAGGCCGGAGGACAUCAAGCCAGCUCGCCAGCUGAGAGCCCUGGUAGAAGCUUUGGAGGAGCUAGAACCCAGCCUGGAGGAAGUUUUGCAGAUGAACCCCAACGUGCGGAAAUUCCAAGUGGACGUGACCUUGGACGUGGACACAGCCAACAAUCACCUGUUCAUUGCUGAGGACCUGAGGAGCGUGGGCUGUGUGUCUUCCCCUCAGACACGGAGGGAGAGUGCCGAGAGGUUCGACACCUCCAUGUGCGUGCUGGGCUCCCCACGCUUCACCUCCAGCUGCCAUUACUGGGAGGUGGACGUGGGGAGCUGCCAGGAGUGGGACGUGGGCAUCUGCAGCGACUCCGUGAAUCGGAAAGGGCCCGUGAGGCUGAGCGCAGAGUGCGGCUUCUGGACUGUGAGCCGCAGAGACUGUGACGGCUUCACCGCCAGCACUGAGCCCCCAACCUUGCUCCAGGCCCAGCCGUGGAUACAGCGUUUGAGCAUCUUCCUGAACGUGGAUUUGGGGAGCGUCUCCUUCUACAACACCACAGACGGAGUCCACAUCUUCACGUUCACCGAGAUCCCCACCGACAGCCCGCUGCGGCCCUUUUUCGCUCCUAGGAGAGCACCGGACGGCCAGCAGGGCUUCCUGAGCCUGCCUGCUGUGGCAGCUGGGGGGCACUCUGCCCGCCCCAACCCCAGCCCCUCCAGCUAA